Phytophthora infestans T30-4 is the source of this 1066-nucleotide messenger RNA. RefSeq names its product cell division cycle protein 123. Lineage: Eukaryota; Oomycota; Peronosporomycetes; Peronosporales; Peronosporaceae. The transcript has 2 exons. Gene Ontology annotation, cellular component: cytoplasm. The record is from RefSeq and is a predicted model, not a curated record. The coding region runs from base 1 to 990 and encodes 329 amino acids.
AUGUCGACUGGCCCGCCGUACUCGGCUGCGCAGGUGGACAACUGCGAAGUGAUUCCGCUGUCUUCUGCGUUCGUUUCCCUGCUGCUUGCAGACGGAGUGACGCUUUCAUCGGCUCCAGUGGCGUCGGGGAUCGAAGAUGAAAACGAAGACGAAGAAGAUCCAUUCAGUGCUCUCGCGGACGAGCAACUGAGCGUCGUUUCGACAGUUAGGAAGCAGGUGGAGCAGGUGCUGCAGGAAUUUGGCGGCAAACUCUUUCCCAAGACCAACUGGAGCGCACCCCGGGACGCGGCGUGGAUGCUCGGUUCGCUGAAAUGCACGAGCUUCGAGGACGUGUUCCUGCUGCUGCAGGCCUCGGACUUUGUAGUGCACGACCUAACGCAGCCAUACAUUGGAUGUAGCAGUGAAAACGACUACAAGUCGCCGCCAGAGAGCUAUCUGGUGCUCAAAAAAUGGUGCAACUUCCUGGACUCGAUGCUGUUUCGGUGCUUCGUCGUUGGUCAUCGUCUUGUGGCGGUCUCACAGCGUAACUGUGACGAGUUUUACGAGUUCUUACCGGACCAGCAGGACGAGCUCUGUGAGCUCCUGUAUGAUUUCUACAAGAUGAACUUCCGAAAGGCUGACAGAGAGUUUGUGUUCCCGGACCCUAACUACAGCUUCGAUGUGUACGUGGACAAGCGUCGACGCGUCUACCUGUUAGAUAUCAACGUAUUCGGCGCUGUUGCGGAUACGCUGCUCUUCUCAUGGGAAGAGCUGCUGGAAUUCCAGACCAUCAGCCCAGCGACGCCCCUGGACGAAGAAGAUGAGCACCAUGUUGUCGAUUUCCGAGUGGUCGAGUCCAAGAAGGGGAUCCGGGCGAACCCUCAAAGUGGGUAUCGUGCACCGACGGACCUUGUGGACCACCUUGCAGGUGGCGCCGGCUUCGAAGCCUUCAUUGAACAGGUCAAGCGCGACAACGCCGCUAAAAGUGAAAGUAGUGACGAGGAGAAUUAGAGGUUGGUACGUGCAGCACUGGCCUGAGCAGUUCAUGUUUGUAUAAAUUAGAGAACUUUUCGUACUUUUUGCUUAA